Vitis riparia (riverbank grape) is the source of this 1645-nucleotide messenger RNA. RefSeq names its product aspartate aminotransferase, cytoplasmic. Lineage: Eukaryota; Viridiplantae; Streptophyta; Magnoliopsida; Vitales; Vitaceae. The coding region runs from base 71 to 1306 and encodes 411 amino acids. The transcript is spliced from 12 exons. Gene Ontology annotation, cellular component: mitochondrion. Gene Ontology annotation, molecular function: L-aspartate:2-oxoglutarate transaminase activity; pyridoxal phosphate binding. The record is from RefSeq and is a predicted model, not a curated record. Gene Ontology annotation, biological process: biosynthetic process; amino acid metabolic process.
CCACUGUUAAACCACCCCACCAAAGCUUUAAAAGGAGCUACAGCCACCCCAAAAUUAAACCCAAGCAGCCAUGAAUUCUCAACACCCAGAUGGCUCUGUCUUCUCCAACAUCGUUCGUGCUCCUGAGGAUCCCAUUCUUGGGGUCACUGUUGCUUAUAACAAGGAUACCAGCCCAAUCAAGUUGAAUUUGGGUGUGGGUGCUUAUCGAACAGAGGAAGGAAAACCUCUUGUUUUGAAUGUAGUGAGACGAGCAGAACAGCUGUUGGUUAAUGACCCGUCCCGGGUCAAAGAGUAUCUUCCCAUUGUUGGACUGGCAGAGUUCAAUAAAUUGAGCGCUAAACUCAUUUUUGGUGCUGACAGCCCGGCUAUCCAAGAAAAUAGAGUAGCUACUGUCCAGGGUUUGUCUGGUACUGGUUCACUGAGAAUUGGAGCUGAGUUUCUGGCAAGGCAUUACUACCAGCAUACAAUUUACAUUCCAGUGCCAACAUGGGGAAACCAUCCAAAAAUUUUCACCAUAGCGGGGUUGUCUGUGAAGACUUACUGCUACUAUGACCCAGAAACACGUGGGCUAGACUUCAAAGGCCUGUUGGAGGACCUUGGUGCAGCGCCAACAGGAGCAAUUGUGCUUCUUCAUGCAUGUGCUCAUAACCCCACUGGCGUUGAUCCAACUCUUGAGCAGUGGGAGCAGAUCAGACAGUUGAUGAGAUCAAAAGGGUUGUUACCUUUUUUUGACAGUGCUUAUCAGGGAUUUGCAAGUGGUAGCUUGGAUGCAGAUGCCCAGUCUGUUCGAAUGUUUGUUGCAGAUGGUGGUGAAUGCCUUGCAGCUCAGAGUUAUGCAAAAAACAUGGGACUCUAUGGGGAACGUGUUGGUGCCCUUAGCAUUGUCUGCAAGGCAGCAGACGUGGCAAGCAGGGUUGAGAGCCAGCUGAAACUUGUGAUCAGGCCCAUGUAUUCCAAUCCCCCUAUUCAUGGUGCAUCUAUUGUGGCUACAAUCCUCAAGGACAGUGAUAUGUAUAAUGAAUGGACUGUGGAGCUAAAAGCAAUGGCGGACCGGAUUAUCAGCAUGCGUCAACUACUGUUUGAUACUUUACGUGAUAGAGGCACCCCCGGCGACUGGAGUCACAUUAUAAAGCAAAUUGGAAUGUUCACUUUCACAGGGCUGAAUACUGAGCAAGUCGCCUUCAUGACCAAGGAGUAUCACAUCUACAUGACAUCUGAUGGGAGGAUUAGUAUGGCCGGCCUUAGUUCGAGGACGGUCCCUCACCUUGCUGAUGCUAUACAUGCUGCUGUUACCCGAAUUCCCUAGGUUAUCAGCUUUUAACUUUAUGUGUUGAGGCUUUCAGGUUUUCCUGCUUCCUAUAGUUAAAAAAUACAAUGUUGCAUGGAAAGCAUGAAAUAAGGUUUUUGGAUUGAGACAGAUUUCUAAUGAUUUGAAUCCUUAAGUUCCCCAUGAAUCUGUAAUGCAUUUUCUAGACCAAGCUUUAAUGUUUUGUCUAGUGGAACUUAUUUCACUGACUGAUUAUGAAGCAUGUGUCCAUGAGAGGAAGGUUGAAAAAAGAGUUAACAAAUUUCCUUCUUGUAAGAACUCCUUUUAGUUUUUAUUAGGAAAAAUGUUAUGGAAUAAAAGGUUAUGUUCUCAUGCUAA